Messenger RNA from Podospora anserina S mat+, 1533 nucleotides. RefSeq lists its product as uncharacterized. Gene Ontology annotation, cellular component: cytoplasm. The annotation marks the transcript as partial. Gene Ontology annotation, molecular function: ornithine decarboxylase activity. The transcript is spliced from 2 exons. The record is from RefSeq and is a predicted model, not a curated record. NCBI's taxonomy places the organism in Eukaryota, Fungi, Ascomycota, Sordariomycetes, Sordariales, Podosporaceae.
AGCUCAUCACCCACCCACGCUCGAGAUCACGAGAACAUCUCUAAUAUUCUACCCACCCGCCGCCGCUACCCACCACCUAAUUCUUCUCGACCGCUCACCCCCGUUACGAUCCCGGAUAUGGUUAUGCCAACUUUGCUCGCCGAUCGCUUCGUAUCACUCGAUUAUACGGAAUUAACGAAUAAUCAUGUCUUUUUAAAGAGCUGCAACAAUGGCUACUUUGAGCAACACAAUCAUCACCAUUUAGGUGAACACCACCACCACCAUGAGGGUCCUACCGCCAAGGAGCUGAUUGGCAAUGCCCUCCGCCAGCGCGUGGAGAGCAUUGACCACGAGGACUGCGAGCCCGGAGAGGAGGACACCUUCUUUGUGGCCGACCUCGGUGAGGUCUACCGCCAGCACCUCCGCUGGAAGAUGAACUUGCCUCGCGUCAAGCCCUUCUAUGCCGUCAAGUGCAACCCGGACCCUAUGCUCCUCAAGUUGCUGGCUGCCCUUGGCAAUGGCUUCGAUUGCGCCUCCAAGGCCGAGAUUGAGCAGGUCCUCCGCAUGGGAGUUGACCCCUCCCGCAUCAUCUAUGCUCAGCCCUGCAAGACCAACUCGUAUGUGCGCUACGUUGCCCAGCAGGGCGUGCGUGCCAUGACCUUUGACAAUGCCGACGAGCUUCGCAAGAUUGCCCGCUUCUACCCCGAGGCCGAGCUUUAUCUGCGCAUCCUUACCGACGACACGUCGUCCCUUUGCCGCCUCAGCAUGAAGUUUGGCGCCUCGCUCGACUCGACUGAUGGUCUUUUGGCCUUGGCCCGCGACUUGAACCUUAACGUCGUGGGUGUCAGCUUCCACGUUGGCUCUGGCGCUUCGGACCCCAGCGCUUUCUUGAAGGCCGUCCGUGACUCUCACAUGGUCUUUCAGCAGGCUGCCUCUUAUGGCUUUUCGCUCAAGACUCUGGACGUCGGCGGUGGCUUCUGCGCCGACAACACCUUUGAGCAGAUGGCUGGUGUUCUCCGUGAAGCUCUCGACGAGUACUUCCCCGCUCACAGCGGUAUCAACUUGAUUGCUGAGCCCGGCCGUUUCUACGCCUCGGCUGCCUACACUUUGGCCUGCAACGUCAUUGCCCGCCGCACCAUCCAGGACACCGCCUUGAUUAACAACGGCACCACGACUCCCGACCCCAGCUACAUGCUAUAUGUCAACGAUGGUCUGUAUGGCAACUUCAGCAGCAUCAUGUUUGAUCACCAGCACCCCGAGGCCAAGGUGCUCCGCGCCGGCGGCCAGACUCUGUAUGACACCCCCGCCGCCAACGGUAUGGACGACCGCAGCGGAGUGGAGUACAGCAUCUGGGGCCCGACCUGCGACGGCAUCGAUCGCAUCACCGAGAGCAUCCGCUUCCCUGUUGUCCUGGACGUUGGUGACUGGCUCUACUUUGAGGACAUGGGUGCCUACACCAAAUGCUCCGCCACCACUUUCAACGGCUUUUCCAACGAGCACGACGUCAUCUACGUGUGCAGUGAGCCCGGUGCCAAGGCUCUUUUGGACUUGUAA